UUCUUCGCAAUAAUACACGCACUCAACUUCACAAGGAGAUCACUCAAAAUCUUUCUCCACAGACCCAAAUCAAGCAGCUUGUAUUUCUUUCCUCAUCAAAGUUUAUACGAAGCUUAUUAAGCAUGGCAGAGAAAGAUGAUCAACCACUUCAAGCCGAAACAUACGACCUAGAGUCUGCAUCGUCAGCUGAUCACGAGUCCAAUGCCAAAGAGUUGCAACACAAGAAACGCAUGAGAAGAUUGGGAGGUGUCACUGCCAUUGUAGUGCUCCUGACAGUAGUUAUAUUGGUGUUUCCGCAAACCGUAAUGCGUAUCAAAGGCCCGGAACUCCGAAUUCGCUCCGUCGCCAUUGAAGAUCUCACCAUCAGCAACUCAGACACGAAUUCUCCUUCACUUAGCAUGAAAUUCGACUCAGAAAUCGGCGUCAAGAACACGAACUUCGGAGAGUUCAAGUUUGACGAGAGCUCAAUUACGUUUGUUUACAAGGGGACUGAGGUUGGUGACGCUUCUGUCGAGAAGGGAAAGGCCAAAGCUCGAUCAACGAAGAAGAUGAACGUGACGGCCGAAGUAAACGCGAAUUCGAACUUGGCUAAUGAUGUGAGAUCGGGGUUUUUGACACUGACCAGCCAGUCCAAGCUAAACGGGAAAGUGCAUUUGAUGAAGGUGAUAAAGAAGAAGAAAACUGCUGAGAUGAACUGCACUAUCACCAUUAAUUUGGAAAACAAAGUGGUACAAGAUUUCAAGUGCAAAUCGAACUCAAAUUAACUAAAAUAACUAAUAAAAUCUUGUUCGAGUGAGUGAUUAUAUGGGUUUUGUUUACUUGUAAAGGGUAAGGGUGGACUGAUUUUUACUGUAUUCGCUGCUCGCAGCUUCCUGUCCGUGUACUUGGUUAAUUUGUUUUCGUGGUGAUACGUUUUUCAAUCAUUUAUCCAAACAACAUUUAAAUUAUUCAAUUCUUCAUCUAUAUAUAUCAACCAUAUACCAAUUUAUGGGAUUAAUCUU
Messenger RNA from Morus notabilis, 1001 nucleotides. Its product is annotated as late embryogenesis abundant protein At1g64065. The transcript has a single exon. The record is from RefSeq and is a predicted model, not a curated record. NCBI's taxonomy places the organism in Eukaryota, Viridiplantae, Streptophyta, Magnoliopsida, Rosales, Moraceae. The coding region runs from base 123 to 764 and encodes 213 amino acids.